CUUGUGCCUUCAGCCAACGCAUCACGUCCUAUGAGCUAUGCCGAUCGAGUCUUGUGCCAAGAGCUCAUGCUUCAAUCUGAUUUUGUCAAUCCCAAUCUCCGUUGCAAUUCGUUAGCUGCUGUGGAAUUCUCUGCUACCACAGCUGCAUAUGUUGCGAGUUUACAGUUGAGGCCGCAAUUUCCGAAAGUCUGUUUCUGUGGCAAGGCGUAGGAAGAAGACUGUACCCAUUUUUCUAAAGAGAUGUGGAUGUCAUUUCAGUAGCUUGGGAAGGAUUGAGGAGUGGAAGGGACGAAAGCUGGUACAAUGUGCGUAAGAGUCUUCGCCAAUAUUUCGGCUGCUCGUGGGUGGCAUUUGCCCCUUCUUUCCAGUUCCUUCUGGGGCGGGCAGGCUUCAGACUCCGCUCGUGUGGCUCUGAAAUUAGGUAAUUGUGUAGCUGCAAGAUGGAAGAGUUCGUUAAUCCGUCCACAUGUCACUAUUGUAGCUACCGCAACAAGAAGCCAGGAGUCCAACCCCUCCCAGGCGAUUUUCUUUUCAGAUGCUGGACUUAACAGAGCAGCCGAGAUGAGAGUUGAUAAAACCAAGCUGUCUGAAGCAUUUGACAGCCCAGAAGCUCUGGUGGUCCCGUUGGUGGAUGCGAAAAACUUAGUGAAGGGAGGGAAGUCUGUUCUAGUGGAAGCCUCUGCAUUGCGGUUGACUAAUGCAGAUCAUGAAAGUGCUGGCUUUCCGGUAUUUCUUGGACUAUCUAACUCCACCAAAGCUCCGGUAUUUGCUGUGAACUUGGAGAAAGUGCCCAGCAGUGCAGGUGAAGAAAGGCCAGCAUGGGAAGAUGGUGGUGAGUGGAUUGAUUUGCGCCGGUAUGGUUCCCAGCUUCAACCAUCAGAUGCAGGCCUCCUUGCGUACGCUCGUGGGAUGUUGGAAUGGCAAACCCGCAAUAGGCAUUGUGGGCGUUGUGGGGGCCGAAUGAUUGCUAAAGAUGGUGGUCACUCAUUGCACUGUUCUUUAGAUUCCUGUAAACAUUCUGCUUAUCCGAGACUGGACCCAGCUGUUAUCAUGCUGGUAGCAUGUGGCAAUUAUGUGCUGCUAGGGCGACAGAGUAGAUGGAACCCUGGUCGAUACUCGUUGUUGGCAGGGUUUGUGGAGAUAGGGGAAACUUUUGAAAUGAGUGUUGCUAGGGAGGUGAAAGAGGAAUCUGGAAUAGAAAUCGACCAAACUAGUGUGAGCUACAUAGCCAGCCAACCAUGGCCCUUUCCGUCAUCGCUUAUGGUGGGUUUCAGCGCCUCUGCUAAGAAAAAUAAAUGUGACCCUUAUAGUCCUGAAUCGGAGGACAAUAAUGCCGUAGCUGUCAGUCCUGAUAAACUCAUCGUUGUCGAUGAAUUGCGUGCACUUCCUCAAACUUCUGCUGACGAGCUUGAGCUCGAGGAUGCAAGGUGGGUUCAUAAGGAUUUAUUGAGAUGGGUUCUCAAGGGAAAUCCAUUACCACACAGCGUCGAAUUUAGCAUUCCGGGGAGCUAUGCGAUUGCCAACAUCAUUCUGAGCCGGUGGACAGAGUCUAAACGUGAGGACUCCAUGUGGGCCGGAGACGACGUCAUAUCUGCUGAUAUUGAUGAAGGAGUUUUCGAGUAUGUACUUAUGUGCCUUAGUGAUGACAAGGGCCGUGAAAAAUUGAUUGUUAGAGGCAAUUCGAAGCUUGCAUACCAUUCAGACAUUUUAACAGCAGCCCAGGAGGAAGUCAAGGAUAUGGGUCUUCAGGUAUCCCAACUAGGUGGAGGACGGAUUGACCAUAAUGUGAAGGAGCGCAAACUUCACGUUUACAGUUCCUCGCAAGCAUUUGGUCUGGCAAAUCAUUCCGUCACUUGUGCGAUCCUCAGGCAAUGGUAUCCAUUUCAUAGCAUUACUCUAGCAUGGGGAUAGUAGAAUCGGCUAGUCAUGAGUUAGGGAUGACGUUGAUUCAUGGGUCAGUCAUGAGUUAAGGCUGACGUUGAUUCAUGGACUAACAUGAAAGUAAUACCUGGAAAAUAUCAUUAAUUUUGAAGAGGAGAUUUUGAACCUA
This is a messenger RNA of Physcomitrium patens, 2050 nucleotides long. RefSeq lists its product as uncharacterized. Gene Ontology annotation, molecular function: NADH pyrophosphatase activity; metal ion binding. Gene Ontology annotation, cellular component: cytosol; peroxisome. NCBI's taxonomy places the organism in Eukaryota, Viridiplantae, Streptophyta, Bryopsida, Funariales, Funariaceae. The record is from RefSeq and is a predicted model, not a curated record. Gene Ontology annotation, biological process: NADP+ catabolic process; NAD+ catabolic process.